Messenger RNA from Leptopilina boulardi, 4330 nucleotides. RefSeq names its product vacuolar protein sorting-associated protein 26B-like (gene Vps26). Bases 441 to 1565 code for a protein of 374 amino acids. Gene Ontology annotation, biological process: intracellular protein transport; retrograde transport, endosome to Golgi. Lineage: Eukaryota; Metazoa; Arthropoda; Insecta; Hymenoptera; Figitidae. Gene Ontology annotation, cellular component: retromer complex; endosome. The transcript is spliced from 6 exons. The record is from RefSeq and is a predicted model, not a curated record.
CGUUUCAUUCGCAGUGGUUGCGAAUGCAGCAUAAAAAAAGAUAAAAACUUUUCAUCCAAAUUUCGUAAUAUUUUAAUGUGUAAUUCAUUGUUUCAUUGAUAAAAGUGAGAAUUUAAUGAAGAAAUUAAUAAAAGUGUAAAAAAAUUGAUAUAAAUCUAUUUUAAUUGUGCGCUUGAAAUUGUUGAGAAAAAAUAGCGGCUACAAAAGUGGGGGGGCCGAGACUCAGGCUACCAUAUUGGCUGGAUAUUGGCAACUUGUGACUUUUGGGUGGCUGUUAUAUUAGCAAAAAAAAAAAAAUAAUAAUAACCAAACUUGUGUCCUUUUAUACUCGAAAAAAUGAUGCCUUGGAUUUAUAUAUAAUAUAAAAUUUUCUUUGUGAUUUUACUUUGCAACUUAAUAGAUUUAAUAAAUUAAAGGUGUUGUCCUUGAAACCGAGUAAAAUGAGUUUCUUUGGAUUUGGACAGUCAGCUGACAUAGAGAUUACUCUAGACGGUGGUGAUACAAGAAAAACUGCGGACAUUAAGUCUGAGGAUGGAAAAAAGGAACGGCAUUUGUUGUAUUACGAUGGUGAAACAGUCUCGGGAAAGAUAAAUGUCAGUUUAAGAAAAGCUGGAAAAUUAGAGCAUCAGGGUGUUAAAGUUGAAUUUGUAGGACAGAUAGAAAUGUUUUAUGAUCGUGGUAAUCAUAAUGAAUUUACGAGUUUAGUGAAAGAAUUAGCGAGACCUGGAGAAUUAACACACAAUACUGUUUAUACAUUUGAAUUUGCGAAUGUUGAAAAACCAUUUGAAAGUUAUACUGGCUCAAAUGUUCGACUGAGAUAUUUUCUUCGAGUCACUAUUGUUCGUAGAUUAAGUGAUAUUGUCAAGGAACUGGAACUUGUUGUACAUACACUCAGUUCAUAUCCGGAUAUGAAUAAUCCUAUAAAAAUGGAAGUGGGAAUUGAAGACUGUCUGCAUAUAGAGUUUGAAUACAACAAAAGCAAAUAUCAUUUAAAAGACGUUAUCGUUGGAAAAAUUUAUUUCCUCUUGGUGAGAAUAAAAAUCAAACACAUGGAGAUAGCAAUUAUAAAAAGGGAAAGCACAGGAUCUGGAAACACGACGUUUACGGAAAAUGAAACAAUAGCGAAAUAUGAGAUAAUGGAUGGAGCACCAGUUAAGGGAGAAUCUAUUCCGAUAAGAGUAUUUUUGGCAGGCUACGAUUUAGCUCCAACAAUGCGUGAAAUUAAUAAAAAAUUCAGCGUCCGAUAUUAUUUGAACUUAGUUCUGAUGGACGAGGAAGAUCGUCGUUAUUUUAAACAACAGGAAAUCACGUUAUGGAGAAAAGGGGAAAGAAGUAGAAAAUCACAAACUGCCUCACCUCAUUUGCCAUCGCAUUUAGUGUCAGCGGAAACGGGUUUUCCACAAGGAGCACCACAAAAUGGACCACCAUCAGUACCGCCCAGUUCUGAUCAAAUUUCACCUGAAGCCAGUACAGGACUAGAUGAUCCACAGGCCCCAAUAGAAGGUAUGACACGUGAAGAAGGUGAUGGAGAAGGUGAGAAGGAUAUCAAUCCGGAAAAUAAUUGAAUUUGCAAUUAUAGAUUAUAUAAAUAAUAAUGUUAGACUGUAAUUCAAAAAAAAAAAAAAAAAAAAAACAUGAAGAACUGAAAAUAAUUUUUUUUUCGCGUAAAAAAAAUAUCAAAUUGAAGGAAAAUACGAAAAUUUAUUUUCCUCUUAAAUAUUCUAAUGCACAGCAUUUUUCCGGUUUAUUACGUAUACGCGGGGGGAAAAAAAAGAGGAUGUACAUAUUUUGACUGAACAACUUUAGUAAAUAUUGGAGGGGGAAAAAAAACCUUGAUUGACGAAAAAAAGGACUGGAUUUUCAAAAAUUAUUAUUAAAUUUUAAUUUCUUUUACAGUCAAUUGGCGUUUCAGUCAUAUAAUGUAAUAGAUCUAAGUGACCUCGUCUCUCUAAAUAACCUUUGUGUAAAGCUUUACACGUUUAAUUAAGGGCAUUAGGUAAAUGUCUUGGAAAUGCAUUACAAGGGUUGCACUCAUAAUAUUCUGCCAUCAAUAAUUAUAAUUAUUUUAACUUGAAAAUUAUAAAUUCUUAAAUUUUAAUCAAUUUAAAAUCAAAUUAUAAACAAUUAUUUUUAAUUUUUAAACAAUUUUUUUUUUUUACAAUAGAAUUGAAGUCCCUAGAUAAAGGAUUUUGAACAAAAGACUCAGGAGAAAUGACUUCCUAGUUGUUUACCUAAUUCUAUUAAAGGUAUAUUUUCAUUAAUUUAUAUUUAAUAUAAUUUUAUUUUUUUUUCUAUAAUGAAUAGAGGGCAUUUUUAAUUAAAAAAAAAGAAACAAUAAAAAAAAUAAUAAAACACCGACUGAUAAUGCGGCUUAUAAUAAAAAAAAAAUAAAUAAAGAAAACGUUCAAUGAAACAUUUUACACAUCGAUAUUGCAAUUUUUUAGAGAAAGUCUAUGUCCUACGAAUGACGAGAAAUGCCUAUUUUUCAGUUUAAAGAUACAGAUGUAUAAAUCAAAUAAUAAAACACUGUUGGAAGUAAUAAUUUAAAAAAAAUUUUUUAAACAUGGAAAAACCAUGAAAUAUAAUAAAUUUCUAACAGUGAUACAUAUUUAUAAUACAACGUCCAGAUAAAUCAGUUAUUUUUAGCUGAUCUGAUAUGAGCUCUAUAUAUAUACGUGUAUUAAUCUAUUAAUGUGAAUUCGUGUACGUAACAAGUUGUUGUUUUUUUUUUUAAAUUUAUGUAGACAAGUUCAAUUUCUUUGCAAUUUAUGAUCAAAUCGAUAGAACAUAUGAUGAUUUAAAGAAAAUCAUCUUGUUACGUACCGAUUUACACAUACUACAUAAUGUAUAUAUUAAACAAAUUCAUUGCGUGUGUGAGUGACAAUUAUACACAUAAACACCCGCAUUACAAAGUCUAUUAAUCAUAUACAGAUAUAUACAAAUUGAAACGUUCUUUCAUCGAAGCACUGACGCACUUUCUGGAUAAAUUUCAUUUAAUGAUAUAAUCAACAUAAUUCACAUAUCUGUUUAUAAUAUAUAUAGAGAGAGAGACAAUUUAAAAUUAAUUGCUCAAUAUUUGUAAAAUAUUUUUUAUUGUAUUAACAAAAAAUAAUGUUCUUAAUUUUUUUUUAUAUAUAUAAUCGAAAUAAGAAAUUAAUUAUUUUUUUAAUUGACAAAAAUAGAUUUUUUUUAUAUCAACAAUUAUUGAUUUUUUAUAUUAUUAUUUUUGUCUGUUUUAUUGCAAAAAGGUAUUUUAUUAUAAAUUUUCUUUUUUUGCUAAACGAAAUUAAUUUAUGAAAUUAUGAGGUUUAUGACGUUAAUUAAUAUCUUCAAAUUUUUGCACUUAUUUGAAGAUUUCAUUUUAUUCAAAAAGAAAAAACUGUUUAAAUAUUAGAUAUUUAAAAAUUAAAUAAUAUAACUUUAUAAAAAAAAUAUUCAAAAGUAUAAAUUACUUAAUUCUGCACCUAAAAUGGAAUUAUUUUUCGGAAUUUGUAAUUUUUAGGGAUCUGCAAAAAAUUGUUAAUAAGUAAUAUUAAAUUAUCUCCUAUAUGCGUUUUAUUAUGUUUUGUAGAGAUUUAUUUAAAUUUUUUUUAUUUUUCAAUUAUUUGAUUAUUUUUUCCAAUUAAUUAUUGUAGAUUAUUAUUUUAUGAAUAUUAUUUCAAAUAUAUUUUUAUAAUAAUUCCAUAAUUUUUAGGUGCAGAACUAAGUAACUGGAGUAUUUUUGAUUUUAUUUGCAAUGAUUACUUUUGGUAAGUUUUAAUAUCUAAUAUUAAAUAUAUUAAAUAAGUGCAAAAUUUGAGAUUAUUAAGUUUAUUGUAAACAUUUUUUAUAGUAUUUUUUACAAUCUUGUUUUAUUCUAAUAGUAUUUAUUAAAUAUAUAUUUUUUUAACAAAAAACUUUGUUUUUCUUUUUUUUUAUAAUAAACUCGAGAUCUUCGAUGAAAGAAUGAGUGUUAAAAAAAAAAGAAAAUGAAAUUUAUUGAAUUUUAUAAUGUCCGAUAUAACUAUGUGAUUGUAAAAUUAUCGAAGUCACUGGUCGCGUAAUGUAUUGUGCGAUAUGAGGUAUUUCACAAUGUUUAGGUUUUUUUUUUUUGCAAAGAUAAAAAGAUCUUAUCUCCUAUAUAUUCUUUGUUAUUUGUUGACCAAAAAAAAAAUAAAAAAAAAAAAAUUAUUAUGUGAAGAAAGAGCGUCAGGGAGGAGUGAAUCGUAGUGUAUUUUACAUGUGAAAUACUGUAUAUACAUAUAGAUAUAUAUUAUGAUACGAUACUCAAAGACUUGUAUAUUUCAAUCUCCUAAUUAUAUUAUACCGAAAUGUUCGGUGUCAAAUUUAA